Messenger RNA from Penicillium waksmanii, 2184 nucleotides. RefSeq names its product S-methyl-5'-thioadenosine phosphorylase. Bases 1 to 2184 code for a protein of 727 amino acids. The record is from RefSeq and is a predicted model, not a curated record. Gene Ontology annotation, biological process: nucleoside metabolic process. Gene Ontology annotation, molecular function: S-methyl-5-thioadenosine phosphorylase activity. NCBI's taxonomy places the organism in Eukaryota, Fungi, Ascomycota, Eurotiomycetes, Eurotiales, Aspergillaceae. The transcript has 7 exons. Gene Ontology annotation, cellular component: cytosol.
AUGGCAUCUCCAAUUCCCUCCUCCUCGCCCUUUACCCGCUCAGUCGUGGACUCCAUGAGGAAGAUCUACCCCGAAGCGCUGGCGGAUAAGAGUUUUGAUAACACUGGAUUGCUUCUUGAAGCUCCCUUUGACCCAUCACGACGACAGAAGAACUCGGUCCUCCUCGCCAUUGACUUGACAACCGCUGUCGCAGAUGAGGCUAUCAAACGUCGCGAUUCAGCCAUCGUGGCCUACCAUCCCAUCAUCUUCCGCGGCCUGAAGGCUAUCACCCUCGAUGACACACAGCAACGAUCACUCCUGCGAUUGGCCCAACAUGGAAUCAGUGUCUACUCCCCGCAUACCGCUGUUGAUACCGUACCCGGAGGAAUGGCCGAUUGGCUUUGUGACGUGGUGACGGGUACCUUCCAACCCGUCGCGACUCAGACACAUCCUGCUUCUCAGAGCUGCAAUUCCAAGUUAUAUUCGGUGCCCACCUACCCUCAAGCUCAAGCUGUACCCACUGCAGCAUCGGCGGACGCAUCCCAGCAAAUCCCUCAUAUCCGAUCCACCAUCCAUCCAUCUCCCGCAGCAUCAAUCCCGGAAGGAUUUGAGUCGGCUGGUGCGGGCCGUCUCGUCACAUUCAACGAGGAUCAACCUCUCACAACUCUGAUUGACCACAUUGGUCGCGGAGUCGGUCUUCCCGGGGGUAUUCCCAUCGCGAUCCCGCAAUCGCAGUCGAUUGACAACAUUCGCAUCCGUACGGUCGGUAUGUGCCCCGGUUCAGGAUCGGGAGUCCUCAUGCGUGGGAACGAUAUGCCGGAUCUUCUAUUUACUGGCGAGAUGAGCCAUCAUGAGACGUUGGCUGCGACGGAGCGUGGAUCGGUGGUGAUCUCCUUGGCCCACUCCAACUCCGAGCGUGGCUACCUCCGGGCUGUUAUGCAAACACAAUUGCUGCAGGAACUCUCACGACAGUGGAAGUCCGACCGUGAGAGUGCCCUGCAGGCUCUUCACGAUAGCGCGAAGCAGGGUGGAUCAGCUCUGUCCUCUUGCGCCGAAGUUUACCAGGAUGGCGGCGUGGAGGUAUCAGUUAGUGAGGCCGACCGUGAUCCUUAUGGAAUUAUGGAUUUCACGUGGGGCCGCAACGCCAUCGCGGGGCAGAUUUUUGAUCGCAACUUGAACUUGAACUUCCAUUGGGAUUUCAUGCGUUGGUCGCCCACGUUCCUUUUCUCCUCACCCUUUCGUCGCAUCGAGUCACCGGCACAAUUCGCGCGCAGAAUGACCGCUCUUCCUUCUACCUAUGACGGGCCUGUCCCGAUUGCUGUCAUUGGCGGUACUGGACUUCGUGAGCUGCCUGGUUUCACUCAAGUGGCCUCUCUGUCUAUCAGCACUCCCUGGGGUGAACCCUCUUCGCCCAUCACCAUCCUGCAUCACCAGUGCAAGCACAAUGACAAGACUGUCGCCGUGGCCUUCCUGAGCCGUCACGGUUCUCACCACCAGAUCGCCCCCCACGAAGUCCCCGCCCGCGCCAACAUCGCUGCUCUGCGCUCCAUCGGUGUCCGCAGCAUCAUCGCCUUCUCCGCCGUCGGCAGUCUGCAAGAGGCUAUCAAGCCCCGCGACUUUGUGAUCCCCGAUCAGAUCAUCGACCGUACCAAGGGUGUCCGGCCCUGGACCUACUUUGAGGGUGGGAUUGUUGCCCACGUUCCCUUCGGUGAUCCCUUUGACGAGGGUAUUGCCAAGAUCGUGCGUGAGUGUGGACACAGUUUGGAGGGAGAUGGUGUUGUCCUGCACGACCGUGGUACCGUUGUCUGCAUGGAGGGCCCGCAGUUCUCCACUCGUGCUGAGAGCAACAUGUACCGCGCCUGGGGCGGUAGCGUGAUCAACAUGUCCGUUCUCCCCGAGGCCAAGCUGGCCCGCGAGGCCGAGAUUGCCUAUCAGAUGAUCUGUAUGUCGACCGACUACGACUGCUGGCACGACUCGGCCGAUGUCACCGUGGAGAUGGUGAUGGGUAACAUGAAGGCGAACGCUGAGAAUGCUCGUCGCUUCGUUACCGCCGUCCUGGAUGCUCUCGCUGGACAGGAGCACACCGAGUUGGUUCAAGCCAAGCACCUCGCUGGGUCAAUUAAGUUUGGAGUUAGCACACCACAGCCGCACUGGAGUCCUGAGGCCAAGAAGAAGCUGGACUGGCUUUUCCCGGGAUACUUUUAA